AUGCCCUUACCCAGGCGACCCGCCCUCGCCCCUCUCCUCCUCGCCUUGCUAUGUCUGCGGGGAAAGGUGACUCGAGCGUCCGGACACUUCGAACUGGAGAUCUUAUCCAUGCAAAACGUCAAUGGCGAAUUGCAAAAUGGGAAUUGUUGCGAUGGCCCCCGAAACCCAGGAGAUAGGAAGUGCACGAAAGACGAGUGUGAUACGUAUUUUAAAGUUUGCCUGAAGGAGUAUCAAUCCCGGGUCUCUGCUGGCGGCCCUUGCAGCUUCGGCUCCGGAUCUACGCCUGUCAUCGGAGGGAAUACCUUUAAUUUAAAAUACAACCGGAAUAACGAAAGGAACCGGAUUGUUCUCCCGUUCAGCUUUGCCUGGCCGCGAUCCUAUACGUUGCUUGUUGAGGCAUGGGAUUACAGCAAUGACACUGCUAAUCCUGAUAGCCUUAUCGAAAAGGCAUCGCACUCUGGUAUGAUCAAUCCGAGCCGUCAGUGGCAGACUCUGAAACAAAACGCAGGCAUUGCCCAUUUUGAGUACCAGAUCCGCGUGACUUGUGAUGAGCAUUACUAUGGCUUUGGCUGCAACAAGUUUUGUCGACCGAGAGACGACUUCUUCGGCCACCAUACCUGUGAUCAGAACGGCAACAAGACUUGUCUGGAAGGCUGGAUGGGGCCAGAAUGCAGCAAAGCUAUUUGCCGUCAGGGUUGUAGUCCCAAGCAUGGCUCUUGCAAAAGUCCAGGAGAAUGCAGGUGUCAGUACGGAUGGCAAGGCCAGUACUGUGAUAAGUGCAUUCCGCACCCAGGAUGUGUCCAUGGCACUUGCAUUGAACCAUGGCAAUGCCUCUGUGAAACCAACUGGGGUGGUCAGCUCUGCGAUAAAGAUCUUAACUACUGUGGGACUCACCCGCCUUGUUUGAAUGGUGGUACCUGCAGCAACACCGGGCCUGACAAAUACCAGUGUUCCUGUCCCGAGGGCUACUCAGGACAGAACUGUGAAAUCGCGGAACACGCCUGCCUUUCUGAUCCUUGUCACAAUGGAGGAAGCUGCUUAGAAACCUCUACCGGAUUUGAGUGUGUGUGCAUGCCUGGCUGGGCUGGACCAACGUGCACUCUUAAUAUUGAUGAUUGUUCUCCGAAUCCCUGUGGUCAUGGAGGCACCUGCCAGGAUCUCGUUGAUGGGUUCAAGUGUAUUUGCCCACCUCAGUGGACUGGGAAAACGUGCCAGCUAGAUGCGAAUGAAUGUGAAGGCAAACCUUGUGUCAAUGCCAACUCCUGCAGGAACCUGAUUGGCAGCUACUAUUGUGACUGCAUUGCUGGCUGGUCUGGCCAGAAUUGUGAUAUAAAUAUUAAUGACUGUCUUGGACAAUGUCAGAAUGGAGGAUCCUGCCGGGACUUGGUUAAUGGUUAUCGAUGUAUCUGUCCGCCUGGCUACGCAGGAGAUCACUGUGAGAAAGACAUCAAUGAAUGUGCAAGCAACCCUUGCUUGAAUGGGGGUCACUGUCAGGAUGAAAUCAAUGGAUUCCAGUGUCUGUGUCCUGCUGGUUUCUCAGGAAACUUCUGUCAGUUGGACAUAGAUUAUUGUGAGCCCAACCCUUGCCAGAACGGUGCCCAGUGCUUCAAUCUUAACACAGAUUACUUCUGUAAUUGUCCUGAAGAUUACGAGGGAAAGAACUGCUCCCACCUGAAAGAUCACUGUCGCACUACUCCUUGUGAAGUAAUUGACAGCUGUACAGUAGCUGUGGCUUCUAACAGCACGCCCGAAGGAGUUCGUUAUAUUUCUUCAAAUGUCUGCGGUCCCCAUGGGAAAUGCAAGAGCCAAGCAGGUGGAAAAUUCACCUGUGAAUGCAACAAAGGCUUCACCGGGACCUACUGCCAUGAAAAUAUCAAUGACUGUGAAAGCAAUCCAUGUAAAAAUGGUGGCACUUGCAUUGACGGCAUCAACUCCUACAAAUGUAUUUGUAGUGAUGGAUGGGAAGGAAUUUAUUGUGAAACAAAUAUUAAUGACUGCAGUAAAAACCCUUGCCACAAUGGGGGGACGUGCCGAGAUUUGGUCAAUGACUUCUUCUGUGAAUGUAAAAACGGCUGGAAAGGAAAAACUUGCCACUCCCGUGAUAGCCAGUGCGAUGAGGCUACAUGCAAUAAUGGAGGAACGUGCUAUGACGAGGGGGACACUUUCAAGUGCAUGUGUCCUGCGGGAUGGGAAGGAGCCACUUGUAAUAUAGCGAGAAACAGCAGCUGCUUGCCAAAUCCCUGUCAUAAUGGUGGUACCUGUGUCGUCAGUGGGGAUUCUUUUACUUGUGUCUGCAAAGAGGGCUGGGAAGGACCUACUUGCACUCAGAAUACAAAUGAUUGCAGUCCUCACCCUUGUUACAACAGUGGAACUUGUGUUGAUGGGGACAACUGGUACCGCUGUGAAUGUGCUCCAGGCUUUGCUGGUCCAGACUGCAGGAUAAAUAUCAACGAAUGCCAGUCGUCACCCUGUGCCUUUGGAGCUACGUGCGUGGAUGAAAUUAAUGGGUACCGUUGCAUUUGCCCACCUGGUCGCAGUGGCCCAAGAUGCCAAGAAGUUACAGGAAGGCCUUGUAUUAACAAUGGGCGAGUGAUGUCUGAUGGAGCUAAAUGGGAUGAUGAUUGCAAUACCUGUCAGUGUUGGAAUGGAAAGGUCGCAUGCUCUAAGGUUUGGUGUGGUCCUAGACCUUGCCUGAUGCAUGCCAAAGGUCAUGAGUGCCCAGCUGGCCACACCUGUGUCCCUAUUAAGGAUGACCACUGCUUUACACAUCCCUGUUCUGGAGUGGGUGUAUGCUGGCCUUCAAAUCAACAACCGAUAAAGACCAAAUGCAAUUCGGACUCUUACUAUCAGGACAAUUGUGCCAACAUCACUUUUACCUUCAACAAAGAGCUGAUGGUCUCAGGUCUUACCACUGAGCACAUUUGCAGUGACUUGAGGAAUCUGAAUAUUUUGAAGAAUGUUUCUGUUGAAUAUUCUAUCUACAUUACCUGUGAGCCUUCACACUUAGCACACAAUGAAAUCCAUGUUGCUAUUUCUGCUGAAGAUAUAGGAAAGGAUGAAAACCCCGUCAAAGAAAUCACAGAUAAAAUUAUUGACCUGGUUAGUAAGCGUGACGGAAACAACACACUAAUUGCUGCCGUUGCAGAAGUCCGGGUACAGCGGCGACCAAUUAAAAAUAAAACAGAUUUCUUGGUGCCAUUAUUGAGCUCCGUUUUAACAGUGGCUUGGAUCUGUUGCCUGGUAACUGCCUUCUUCUGGUGCAUUCGGAAACGCAGAAAGCAGAGCAGCCACACUCGUACAGCGUCCGACGACAACACUACAAACAACGUGCGGGAGCAGCUGAAUCAGAUCAAGAACCCCAUUGAGAAACCUGGCGCAAACACCGUCCCCAUCAAAGACUAUGAAAACAAGAACUCCAAAAUCGCCAAAAUAAGGACACACAACUCGGAAGUGGAGGAAGACGACAUGGACAAGCACCAGCAGAAGAGCCGCUUUGUCAAACAGCCAGCGUAUACACUGGUAGACAGAGAUGAAAAGCCCCCCAAUAGCACUCCGACAAAACACCCGAACUGGACAAACAAACAAGACAACAGAGACUUGGAAAGUGCACAAAGUUUAAAUCGGAUGGAGUACAUUGUAUAG
Molecule: messenger RNA, 3642 nt
Organism: Emys orbicularis (European pond turtle)
Lineage: Eukaryota; Metazoa; Chordata; Testudines; Emydidae
Gene: JAG1
Product: jagged canonical Notch ligand 1
Exons: 26
Coding region: 1-3642 (1213 amino acids)
Biological process (GO): multicellular organism development; axon guidance; Notch signaling pathway
Cellular component (GO): cell surface; plasma membrane; signaling receptor complex
Molecular function (GO): calcium ion binding; Notch binding
Source: RefSeq, a predicted model, not a curated record